CGCAAUCAGAUCCGACCUUGCAAGCAAACCGGUCAAGAUGGCAAGACGAGUAGCUAAGCAUGCAAUUGACUGGGUUGCCUUGUCGAACAGGAUCCCAGAAACACAGAAAGAAGCAUUCAGAUUAUUCCGAACAACAUAUGACAAAUAUGCGCAAAAAGUGAAUGACCUGCCAGCAGAACUGCCGCAGAUCAACUUUGCUGAAUAUGCCUCGAAAAUCUCCAACAAGGCCAUGCUUGACCAGUUUGAACAGAUGUAUGGUAAGGUACAGGUGCCGUUCCCAAAGGAUGUUGAUAAUGUCAUGGAGGCUGUGAAGAAGGAGGAGCAACAGACGAAGAGCAGAGCAGAGACAUAUGUGGCUGGUCAGCAGAUCAAGAUGAAGGAAGUUCAGGAAAUUCUGGACAUUAUUGGCACAGUGCCGCCACCGGAGAAGAUGUCAAUACAGAUGUUUAACCAUUACUUCCCCAACAUGGCGAACAACCCUAACUUCCAGAACCCAGGCUACAUGCCCCAGCAUAUACCACAGUUACAGACAGACUCAACAGAGAUCGGUCGCUGGAACACGCGGGACGAUAGAUAUAUGAUUCAACUUCCUCUGGAGAAAGAGGCUGAUGAUGCCAAGAAAUACCAGCAAAUGGAAGCAGAGAAGGCCCAGGAGCUUGAGGCCGGGCAGCAGCCACCUGCCAAGAAAUGAGAUGCUUAUGCAUCUUGAGUCUGCUGGAGAGGUGGUUGUGUUUGGGACCGGAUAGAAUGUUCCUAAAUUUUGAGUGUUUAGCCAAGAAAAAAAUAAUUUCUUUGAUAAAAAUUGCGAGAAAAAUAUUUCAACAAUAUUCAAUUUGCAACACUAUAACUGUAAAAUGGUAAUAUUUUAUAUAGACAAUAAAAAAGUUUAGACAAAAUAUGACUUGAUGUGUGCUCUUAAUGAAAAUUUGACUAUUGUAUAUAAUAGUGUUUGAUUAAAUGAUUACAAAGUG
Mya arenaria is the source of this 971-nucleotide messenger RNA. RefSeq names its product ATP synthase subunit d, mitochondrial-like. Lineage: Eukaryota; Metazoa; Mollusca; Bivalvia; Myida; Myidae. Bases 38 to 691 code for a protein of 217 amino acids. The transcript has 6 exons. Gene Ontology annotation, biological process: proton motive force-driven ATP synthesis. The record is from RefSeq and is a predicted model, not a curated record. Gene Ontology annotation, molecular function: proton transmembrane transporter activity.